AUGGAGCAUUUGUAUGUUUUGAAUUCCUGUGUGCUACUACUCAAAAUCACGUGCAUAUUAUUAAUUGACCGCGUAUACGGCGUUGAGCAAGUUCAGUCGAAGGCAUUAAUCAACAGUUCUUUAGGCAGUACAACUGUAAGUAAUGCCCCUGUACAAUUAACAACCCUUAAAUUCAAUUCAUCUGAAACACAUAACAAUUCAACACCAUCACUAACUGCUGGUCUACCCUUAAAAUCUGAAAUCAGAACAUCGCCUACUCCAGUUGCUUCAAAUGCUUCGUCAACUGUUCAGCCUAUACAUUCUACUAAACAGUCUGUCCAGUCUACUACAUCAACCAGAGCAGUAACAACUGAACACGAUGAUUUUUUGCACCAUGAUGAUAUAGAACAAGACGAGCUAAAAGCAACAAAGUUAAAUGAAAAUCCUGUGGAUAUAAAUGACUCAAUAGAUGUACCACAAAUUGAUGAUUCGCCGAAAGAAAGUCACCAUAAUCAAAGGAUCAAUGAUAGAUAUGUUUUUAAAGAACCGUUACCUCGAAAGACAGGAGGAGACCGUAACCGACUGCUUGAUUCUGAAGAUUCAUUUGUGGAACGUCAAUAUUUUUCGCAUGUGUCUACAAGUUCUGUACUGAUAAUUUGCUUUAUUAUAAUUGUUCUACUUUUGUGUAUAUGGAAACCGCUUUGUGCAAUAUAUGCAAUGAUUGGAUCAGCUGUUGAAUUUAACGACUCUGAAGCUACACCAGAAAGGCGAACAGAGAAAAUUUUUCAACUGAUGGAUUUAGACAGAGAUGAUCGUCUUUCAUUGGAUGAAUUUAUUAACGGUGUACAAAACGAUAAAUUGUUAAUGCGUCUACUCACCUUGAAUACACAUCCAUCGCAUAAUCAUCAACACCAACAGUCUUGUUGUCCUCCUGAUUCGCUGAUAAAUGGGUCAAAUGAUAAUAAAAUAUUAUCAACAGUGAAUACUUGUCAUUAUUCAACAGAUGAUGGUAAUGAUGUUCAUGAUCAUGAUCAUUGUACAGACAGGUCAGUAGUAGUAACCAGUCAAUCAGCUUGCAAACAAAAUGUUAUUUCUGAUUCAACAGAACCUUAAAAAAAAAGAAAUUUCCUUCAACCGCUUUUUUUAGGAUAUAGAAGAUUAUUUGUGAGGGUAAGUAGCUACUGUGAUAAGUUGGCGUUUUUGUUGUUGUUGUUGUACUGUAUUGUGUUGUCGAACUGUUUUUUGAUGAGUUUUCAGGCAUUAGUGCAUGAUUGUUAUGAAAAAACACACGUUCCGGUAUCCAUCUAAAGUGGUACUUUAUAUCUAGUCAAUUGGUAGAUCCAAUAUAUAUAUAUCAUAACAUUGCUUCCAGUCUAGACAAGGGGGCUAAAUUUGUUCGUUUUGCCUUCCUGGACUAUACAUCUGCUUUUGACUCGGUCCCUAGGGACAUCUUAUUAAAUAAACUUGCUGCAAGUCAAACACAAUGUUGGGCUGUUGUAUUUGGUUAAAUUCCUAUUUCUCAGAAAGAAAGCAGUACACGGUGUAUAAAGUGAAGUCUUCCACUUCAUUGCUUACUGAAGCUGGUGUCCCUCAAGGCGCUGUCCUUUCUCCUUUUCUUUUUUCUUUCUUCUUACAUGACUUGCCUCACUCUGAUGAAAUAAACUUUGUGAAGUACGCUGAUGAUUUAACAGUUUCAAUGGCUGUUAACUCCCAGCUAGAUUGUACCAAAAUAAAUAGCUUUCUGUCGGGAGUCAGUAAAUGAUCUGAGUCUAACGGUCUUAAACUGAAUCCUUCUAAAUGUCAAACUGUUAAUUUCAGCUUAAGAUGUAAAAAAACAGUUAAAAGAAGUCAUCGAUUCUCAUGACAGUUAUAAGAUUGACGACAAUGAUAUAGGAAUCAAAUCAGAAAUUAAGUAUCUUGGACUUAUUCUCUCUUCUGAUCUCUCCUGGACUUCCCAUGUCUUAGCGAUCUCCAGUAAAAUAUUCCGCCUGACAUUUUACAUUAAGAAGUUAAGACACUCGGGUAUACCUCAAUCCCUUCCUCUUACAGUUCAUAAACUCCUGCAUCCUACCUAUUCUUCUUUAUUGUUCACCCUUAUUCUUUCCUGGUUUGCUUAAAAAGGACUAUGUCACAAUUCGUAGAAUGCUGAAGACGGUCUGUAGGGUGAGUGGUGUCCCAGUGGACCACAUAGUUAACGUCAUUGUCGAUAGGCACUUGACUUCGUGCAAUAAAUUUGCCAGAGGGAUUUUGUCUGACUUGGAGCAUCCACUCUCAUCCACCCUCAGCUUUCACCUUGCAUCUCCUCAGGUA
Messenger RNA from Trichobilharzia regenti, 2289 nucleotides. Lineage: Eukaryota; Metazoa; Platyhelminthes; Trematoda; Strigeidida; Schistosomatidae. The record is from the annotation of a GenBank genome assembly.